GGUCGCGGCUGCAGCCAGCAGUCACCCGUCAGCACGCAGCUCGCUUGCGUUGCCUCGCGAUCUCGCCCGCGGUUUGUCACGUGCUCGAUAUCGAAUAGCACCGGUGUCGAACACAGAAGUACUUACACAUAUCAUUGAGGAUAAUGGGGAAGCAUGCUGUGUUCCUCUGCGCGUGGCUAGCUGCCGCCAGCGCCACACUCGAAGUGGUCAACCAAUGGAACCUGCUUCAGUUCGACUUCCCCCCCGACCCGGUGCUGCUGGAGAAGUUUCAGCCAGAAAAUACUGUUCCCACUGGUCUAGAGAUUGGCUGGGAUAAGAUUUAUCUGGGAAUCCCGCGUCUGAGGGCAGGAGUUCCGGCCACGAUGGCCUGGGUGCCUCGUAGCUUGCCACCGGGCGUCAGUCCUGUUCUUCAGGCAUACCCCGACUGGUCCUGGCACACCGCCGGCCGCGGAGACAUCAACUGCACCGGCCUUGUGUCGGUGUACCGCAUACGAGCCGACCGCUGCAACCGACUAUGGGUGCUGGACGCCGGCGUCAUCACCAGCAUCGACGACUUCCGCCGGGUCUGCCCGCCGAAAAUCCUCAUCUUCGAUAUGGCAACAGACAGAUUGGUGAGAAGCGUCUACUUCCCUCGGGAGCUUCUCCGUCCGGCCUCGUUGCUUACCAACAUUGUGCUGGACGAUACCAGAUCCCCCACUAAUCGUCACGCUACCUGCGACAACAUCUUCGCCUACAUCAGUGACACUGUGGCUCCAGGCAUCAUCGUGUACGAUGGUCUUCGCGACAACGCGUGGCGUGUGACCCAUGCCUCCAUGUACCCAGACCCUGACCUUGGGGAAUAUGACAUCGGAGGUGAGAGGUUUACUCUCAUGGAUGGCAUCGUGGGUUUGGCACAUUCUCCAACGCAAGGACUUCUUUACUACCAACCGUUAGCUACCGACAGACUUUUCAGUGUAUCAACGGCCGUGCUAGCGUCAGGUCCACCAGCAGAGGGCGCUGACUUACCCGUAAACCUGGUGGGCCGCAAGUCGUCUCAGGGCCUGGGCAUAGCUGUGGAUCCCCGUGACGACACCAUCAUCUUCAGCCCAAUCACUGAGACAGCCAUUGCCGCAUGGAACCCACUAGCCAAUACACACAAGUUGUUAGCCAUGGACGCCGAGAAGCUGCAGUUUUGCGCGGAGGUCCGGUGGGCCGAGCGCGACAACGGCGCCGUGUGGGCGCUCUCCACGCGGUUCCACAAGUUCUUCCGCAGAUCCGUGUCCAAACAUGAAAUUAACGUGCGGGUACUACGCAUACCAGAGAGUGGGUUCGCAGCGCUUCAGCCCCACGUGCUACGGCGCGCCGCACGAAGGACCAACUCCACUCUCCAUUGAGCCACGCCAUACAACACGCUAGAACAAGUUAAGAAAAUUUCUUAUUCCUUUCAAAAUGAUACCUGUAUAUGGUAACUUGACUUCAGGGUAUGCCCGUUUUUGUACUCCGAUCAAAUAGGUAUUAUUUAAAAAAUAAUUAAAGAAGUUGGUUACCCUACUAAUUUGUUUUUGAUUAAAUGAUUUCUGUACAUUCUUCCUUACUUAAUACAUUUCAUUUCCUUAUUAAUUGUCAUGUUAGGUGCCAUGUUAUAACAUGAAUGUUAUCGCUCUUUGUAUUGACGCACUGAACAUUUUUUAACCAGAAUCUAGCAUACAACUGAUAAAUUGAUUGUUUGGUUGACCCAAGAUCUUAGUGGAAGUUACUGUAAAAGCGUAAGAAUUUUUUUAAUGUUAGUAGUAAAUCUUGGUAAAAAGAUACCUCCUAUCAAUAUCACUUUAGUUUUAUUUCUUUCAUUUAUAUAUAUUUUAUAGAACUGCUUAUUUAAUUUUCUUGGCGAUUUGAUACAAAGCACGAAAUAUUUCUACUUUGUUAUAUUUGUUUCAUCGGGUUAAUCAUACCCAAUUUAAUUAAAGCAAGAGAAUGAUAUCGGAAGUAAGUUCUGCUGCGGUUGACUACUACCAAUCACAGAACAAGCAUGAUCGCGCAGACCCAUGCAGUGAUUAGUGUUCUGUGAUCUGUAAUGACGAAUCAUACGCAGCGGAAGCUCAGUCCCGCGGUGAUAAAUAUUUGUCCGUACAAAAAGCGCGAGUGACCCGUGAAAUCACAGUCCAUGAGAAACAAAAAUUGUUUUAUUUUGAAUAGACGAAUGAAACUAUGCCCACAGAUGCUUUCAAAUUUUUUGUCAAAGGAAAAUAACUACAAACAGGUAUUUUCUUAAGGUCGAUUUAAGAACGAGAUAUUUAAUUCCAAUUUUUUAAGCUAUAUUUAUGUAAAAGAAUGUGGGCCAAAGAUUGUCAAACAUAAGAUUCUAAGUACGUGCUUAUGAAGGGAAAUCACACAAUUGAUUGUGACUAAAAUAACUGUUGUGUACCUUAGAGCGCGAGUUUUGCCUCGUGUGUAGGUCAGGCCAAAUCGGUUGUGUGGGAAACGCAGCUCUUUUUUAGUUAGGUAUUUUUCAUAAUAUUUAAUUAAACUGUAAGCUUAACCUAAACAUAUAAAUUUCAAUGUUUGCAAAUAACUUUCUUGUUUAUCCGAAUAUUCCGGACCAAUUAUGAAAACGGUCUAAUUUUACUUAAAAAGUAUAUAGUAUCGGUUGUAAAUACGUUUAGAGGUACUUACUUUAUAAUCUGUAAAUAUUCUACCUAAUUAAUUUAAUAUUUUGGAAAAAAACAAUUUUAUAUACUUACUGUAGUUACAGCUUUAUAUUUUUUAUUUCUCAACCCUACACAGUCAAUCGACCAUCCAACAAGAAAAGGGAUAAAAUGUAUUUAACUCACUAUCCUUACAUCAUUCCGCUUUAAACAGUACUUGUAGAUGAUGAAAGUGAUCGUUACGAAAACCUAAGUUACAAAAUUCAAAAUAUUAUUUGCUGUAUCGUUUUAAGUACUUUUUACCAUGUUAGAGGAAAUUAUAUUAUGCCUUGUAUGUAUAACCUUAACAAUGUUUACCUGUUAUAAGAACACAUUUAAAUGAUUGUUUAAAUGUGUCCUUAUAACAAUUAAGUAGGUACUUGAUGAAAUGUAAUGAAUAUUACAAAAAUGAUAUCAUAUAAGAAAUUAAAAUAUUGUGAAGUAUGGCUGCUUUUGUAA
Amyelois transitella is the source of this 3122-nucleotide messenger RNA. It is a transcript of the gene Y-e, whose product is annotated as protein yellow. Gene Ontology annotation, cellular component: extracellular region. NCBI's taxonomy places the organism in Eukaryota, Metazoa, Arthropoda, Insecta, Lepidoptera, Pyralidae. The transcript has 8 exons. Bases 144 to 1373 code for a protein of 409 amino acids. The record is from RefSeq and is a predicted model, not a curated record.